Molecule: messenger RNA, 1766 nt
Organism: Cuscuta campestris
Lineage: Eukaryota; Viridiplantae; Streptophyta; Magnoliopsida; Solanales; Convolvulaceae
Source: the annotation of a GenBank genome assembly
AGUAAAAAUUUAAAAACUUUGAUAAAACAAACCAGCAGUAUAUAAUACUCCAUCAAGAACUAAAUAAAGGCCGAGCUUGAAACAGAGCACAAGAAGAAGAUGAUGAUGAAGAAGAGCAGCGGCGCCGCCGUUCAUGUGGUGAUGGUGCCAUCACCACUUCAAGGCCACCUGACCCCUUUCGUCCACCUCGCCCUCAAACUCGCUUCUCACGGUUUCACCGUCACCUUCCUCAACACCCACGCCACCCACGCCAACUUAAUCCGCGCCGCCGCCGCCGCCGGAGAAUCCUCAUCGGACAUAUUCUCGGACGCCCGGAGUCGCUCCGGGCUGGACAUCCGUUACGCCCUAAUCGGUGACGGUUUCCCCCUGGGCUUCGACCGGUCUACAAACCACGACACGUUCCUCCUCGGGUUGCUACACGUCUUCUCAGCCCACGUCGACGACUUCAUCGGAAGCCUCCGGCGACGUUCCGACGUGAACCCGCCGGUGUUCUGUCUCUUGGCUGAUUCUUUCUUCGUGUGGCCGUCGACGGUGGCCGAAAAACACGGCCUGGUUAACGUGUCUUUUUGGACAGCCGAUGAUGGAGAGGAGGAUGGAAUAGACUACAUACCUGGUGUGGAAGUAGCAAUCAAACCCAGAGAUUUGCCUUCUCCCCUUCAAAACUGUGAGGAGCCAUGGAAUAUGAUUGACACUUUCGCAUUGAAAUCACUGGAAGAUGCUGUCAAAGCUGACAUUAUCAUCUCCAACACUGCAUUUGAGCUUGAGCCCUCCACAAUCACUGCACUGCAACAACACAAGCCAUUCUACGCGGUCGGCCCGGUUUCCCGAUUGAGCUUACCCGAGGCUGCCGCCACUGUUCCGACUAGCUUUCGGCCGGAGUCGGCCGCUUGCCGCCCGUGGCUCGACGCCCGGCCCGAGAACUCGGUCCUCUACGUCUCCUUCGGGAGUGUGGCAAGUGUGGACAAGCGUGUAAUUCGCGAGAUCGCCCGCGGGCUCGCGCUGAGCGGGGCGAGUUUCCUGUGGGCGAUCCGCGGGGACAUCACGGGCUCGUCCGCGGACGAGCCCGAUCUGUUCCCCGCGGGAUUCGACCGCGAGACCCACGGAAGAGGACUGGUUGUCCCGUGGUGCAACCAAACCGAAGUGCUGUCCCACCGGGCGACCGGGGGGUUCUUGACGCACUGCGGGUGGAACUCGGUCUUGGAGAGCGUGUGGUGCCGGGUCCCAAUGCUGUGUUUCCCUCUGUUUAUGGAUCAGUUCAUAAACAGGAAACUUGUGGUCGAAGUUUGGAAAGUCGGGAUCGAUCUUUGUGGAGGAAAGGCGGUCGGGAGGGAAGAGGUUCGAGAGAAAACGAAUCGACUCAUGAGUCGGGAGGAGGGAUUGGGAGAGAAGAUGAGAAGAACAAAGGAGAUACUGCAGAGAGCUGUGUCUGCAAAUGGGUCUUCACAGAAGCAUUUGGAGACAUUCAUGCAUGAGGUCAAGCUCAAGACUCAGCAGAAACACAACUUUCUUGAAGAGUAGCUGUUAUCUAGGAUGUGUUUGGUUGGAGUAAGAGAGAGGAUUAGAAUGGAAGCCAUUCAAGCACAUCCAUUCUGAUUCUCAUAGCCUGAAAACCAAACACACCCUUAAAUUUACCAAGCACCCUCAGUAUGGUACGGUGUAUAGUAUAAUUGGGCAAUAAAUCAUUGACACUAAUAAAUUUCACACUACUUACCAUAAUUAAAGUAGGGUUGAAGAUGAUGAUGAUAUAAUAAAUGAGAUUGAUUCUA